Molecule: messenger RNA, 1344 nt
Organism: Parnassius mnemosyne (clouded apollo)
Lineage: Eukaryota; Metazoa; Arthropoda; Insecta; Lepidoptera; Papilionidae
Source: the annotation of a GenBank genome assembly
AUGACCACUCUCCGUGUAGUUCUAGAAUCUUAUGCUAAACAUGACGCGUUUAAUUUUCAUAAGGAAAUAAGUUCUUUUAUUGGCUAUAAAAAGACCAAAUACCAACUCAUAGAUGAACACACUGUCCCUAUACUGGAUAUAAAAAAGAAAAAAAACCGACCAAGCCACUUACCCAAGGACUGGUUAACAUCAUCUUUCAUUACUCUCCCUAAGAAAGCCAACGCCAAAAAGUGCGAAAAAUUCCGAACAAUUAUCCUUAUGAGUCAAGCAAAGAAACUAUUUCUACACAUAAACAUUCACGAACGCAUAAGAGUAAAAUGUGACGAACAACUCGCAGAUAGCCAGUUCGGUUUUAGAUCAGGAGUUAGUACAAGAGAAGCUCUAUUUGCAAUACAGGUUUUGGUGCAAAAAUGUUUAGAUAUGCAGCAGGAUGUUUUUCUUUGCUUCAUCGAUUACGAAAAAGCUUUUGAUCGAGUGUUGCAUGACAGCCUUAUUGCAAUACUACAAAAUAUCGGCUUAGAUGGUAAGGAUAUACGUAUAAUUCUGAAUCUGUAUUGGAAUCAACGAGCUACUGUUCGGGUUGAUAAUGAGGAGACAGCGCAUAUUGAAAUUAAAAGGGGUGUUCAGCAGGGCUGUAUUCUGUCACCUACACUAUUUAACUUGUACUCAGAAACUAUAAUAGCGGAAACAACGAAGCUCAUGGUAAUUUCUAAGAAUAAUUUUGACGACUUUAACAUCACAGUAGCAGACCUAAAACUAGAAAGAGUGCGCAAAUAUAAAUAUUUAGGUACGUGGUUAAACGAGACGUGGAGCAGCGACCAAGAAAUUAAGACCCGAAUUGAAAUGGCUCGAAGUACCUUUAGCAAAAUGAAAAAAGUACUCUGCAACCGUAGACUUAAGAUCUCUUUGCGCACUCGACUACUACGAUGUUACAUCUGGCCCAUAUUUUUAUACGGAUGUGAGGCGUUGACAGUUAAAGAGGACCUCCGAAAACGUAUAGAAGCUUUCGAGAUGUGUGCAUACAGACAAAUGUUGGGCAUUAGCUGGACUCGCAGAAUAACGAAUGUGGGAGUUCUGCGACGAGUCGACCAAAAGCGUGAACUUAGGCAGACCGUCAAAAUGAGAAAAGUCGCAUAUUUAGGGCACGUGCUCAGGCACGAGAGGUACGGACUCCUAAAACUCAUUGUGAUGGGAAAAGUUGCCGGAAAAAGAGGCGUCGGUCGCAGAAAAAAGUCAUGGCUGUGUAACAUCCGAGAGUGGACAGGAAUCGCGAGUGCCGUCGAACUGUUUCGUCUCGCGAAGAAUAGAGCGGAGUUCACUAAGCUGACUGCCAACCUUCGCUAG